GUUACGCAGCCGGGAUCAGGCACGGAGAUAAAAGCUCCGAUUGUGAUUGAAAGUGAGAGCGAGAGGGAUUUCAGCCUCGGCAUUAACUUGCGAGGGGAGCCGGGGAUUGCACAAAGCUCCCCCGGCCAUCUGCCCUUGGGGGCCGGCGGCGCAGCGGCAGCCCGCCGGGCUGGGGGGGUGUCCGUGGGGUGUAAAGGGGGGGUCCCCCCAGCCCCGAAGUUCCCAGCUCCACCGGGAGCCCCGCGCCGCAGAGCUCCCUCCGGUGCAGCCAGCUAAUGAACUCUCCCUUUGCCCUGACCAUGAGAGAGAGGAGAGACCUCACGUAGCAGCAUGGCUUGCAGCUGAAGGCUUUGGGGAACUCGAUGCUCGGUUGCCAAAAGGCAGAGUCAGACAAAAAUCCCUGCCUGCGAGUGCCUCCCCACCACUGCAAGAGGCAGAGGGAGAAGCAACAGGGUCAGCACUGCUCCUGUCAACCCACUGGCUGCCCAGACCCCUCGGACCUUAUCACCCAAUGUAUUCAUGUUGAUGCAGCCACCCUUUGGGAGAAAGGGAUUUUAGCUCCAAAGAGUCUCUCUUGUCAGACUUGUACUGAUGACCAGAUGCUCUAUUUAUGUAUUAAUGUUCAAACCCACCUGAUAAUACUUUAAGGCAGACCACAGUUUAAGGCACUUUCUACAGCGACGCAUUUGUGGCAGACAAGAAGGUUGAGGAAAACCUGAUCCAGCACCAUCUCACGGCCUCUCCAAUUUAAUCCUAUCAAAUUUCAUCAGCAACUCAGAACUUGAUCUUUCUAUUGAUUGACUGGAGUCACCUCUAGAUAUUUUCAUGCUGAUUUGGAAGCCCUUUCAUACAAUAAAAGGAGGAAAAAAUGAGGCUAAGGAAGACUUUUGACCACUGAUCAGCAACUCCAGCCAAAACUUUCCCAAUCAAGUGAAUUGUAAAGUUGGCUUCAGUGCCAAGAGAAAACUUUCCACAUCCAAAUACAUCGUGCUGAGUGGGAUCGUUCCUGUUAUCAUCUGGAUCUCCUUCGACUGGAUCAUAUUUAGAUGAGCGGUUUCCAUGCUGAUCCCGAGAGCAACCCCUAGCUCAGUCGCUGCCUUCCUCGGGGCUCUCGGCACUGCCCUCAACCAGGGAUCCCACACUUGGCCACAGCUGCCAUGCUCUACCUGGUUGCUCUCCUCUCGCACUGUCUCCCCUUGGCCAUGGGACAGUAUGAUAUUUGCAAGUCCUGGGUGACCACGGACGAUGGACCAUCAUGGGAGUUUUAUGCUUGUCAACCCAAGGCCAUGCGGAUGAAGGAUUAUGUGACAGUACGGGUGGAUCCAGCAGGAAUCACUUGUGGGGACCCACCGGAGAGGUUCUGCACCCACGAGAACCCGUACCUGUGCAGCGACGAGUGUGACGCCUCCAACCCAGACCUGGCCCACCCGCCAAAACUCAUGUUUGACAGCGAGGAUGAAGGGCUGGCCACGUACUGGCAGAGCGUGACGUGGCGCCGGUACCCAGAGCCGCUGCUGGCCAACAUCACGUUGUCCUGGAAUAAGAGCAUCGAGCUGACGGAUGACAUCGUGAUAACCUUCGAGUAUGGCCGCCCCACCAUCAUGAUGCUGGAGAAGUCACUGGACAACGGGAGGACUUGGCACCCGUACCAGUAUUACGCAGAUGACUGCAUGGAGGCCUUCAGCAUGCCAGCACGGAGGGUCCGGGACCUCUCCACCACCAGUGCCAACAGGGUCCUCUGCACAGAGGAGUAUUCCCGCUGGGCGGGCUCCAAAAAAGAGAAGACCGUCCGGUUCGAGGUGAGGGACCGCUUUGCCAUCUUUGCUGGCCCUGACCUCAAGAACAUGGACAACUUGUACACCCGGCUGGAGAGCGCCAAAGGGCUCAAGGACUUCUUUACCGUGACUGAUCUGCGGAUGAGACUGCUGAGACCAGCACUGGGGGGCACCUACGUGCAGAGAGAGAACUUGUACAAGUACUUCUAUGCCGUCUCCAACAUUGAAGUCACCGGCAGGUGUAAAUGCAACCUCCAUGCUAACCUGUGCACCUUCAAAGAGGGCAGCCUUCAGUGCGAGUGUGAGCACAACACCACAGGGCAGGACUGCGGCAAGUGCAAGAAGAACUUUCGCUCCAGGUCUUGGCGAGCAGGGUCCUACCUGCCUCUCCCCAAUGGGUCCCCCAAUGCAUGUGCAGCUGCAGGCUCAGCCUUUGGCACGUAUGAGCGACCGCAGCGGGUUACCACCACAAAAACCACCACUGCAAAAACGACCACCACAACAGCGCCCACCACUACCACAACCUCAACAACAACCACCACCACCACAACUACCACCACCACCACCACCACCCCCCUACCUACCACCACCACCCAGCCAGCAAGCAUCCUCAGACCAGCCUCUGAGUCCACUGCCUCUGUGCCCGUGAAAGAGACACAGAAAAAAACAGCUGUUCAGCUCCCACCAAACACAGAAGCACGUGGACCGAAGCCACCAGACCCUCCCAAGAACAUGCGAGCAGCUCCGAAGAGCAAAGCAGGGCGCACAGCACACUCUGCAGGCAAGAGACACGGGAAGAAGCCAGCAUCCUCAAAGAGCUCAAAACUCUUCCGGCUCAAACCAGACUCUGGCCCAGUGGCUCCUAUUGAAACAUAUAAAGACUGCGAGUGCUACGGCCACUCCAACCGCUGCAGCUACAUCGACUUCCUGAACGUGGUGACCUGCGUGAGCUGCAAGCACAACACGAGGGGCCAGCACUGCCAGCACUGCCGCCUGGGCUUCUACCGCAACAGCUCCGCGGAGCUGGAUGACGAGAAUGUAUGCAUAGAAUGUAACUGCAACCAGAUCGGCUCCAUGCACGACCGCUGCAAUGAGACCGGCUACUGUGAAUGCAAAGAAGGUGCCACGGGGCCCAAGUGUGACGACUGCCUGCCCAACUACUACUGGAGACAGGGCUGCUUCCCCAAUGUCUGCGAUGAUGAGCUCCUGCUCUGCCAGAAUGGUGGCACGUGCUACCAGAACCAGCGCUGCAUCUGCCCCGUGGGCUUCAAGGGGGUCCUGUGCCAGCAAUCCAGAUGUGAAGCUGACAAAAAGGACUGCGAUGGUGCCUCCAGCGUGCGCGGCAGCCUCGGCGCCGUCCUCCUCUGGGUGCUCGCCCUCCAGCUGUGCGGAUGGGGGGACCUCUGAAGCUGCAGAGGAGGGAGCCCAGCCCAGGCACAUCACCCAAGGGAUCUGGGGAGACCAAGGUAAUGGGUGGCUCUCCCCACCGUCUCCUCCGCCUUCCUUCAUGCUAGGACUUGCACAAUGUCUUUCAGUCCUCUUCCCGAGCAGAGGGGUGCGCAGAACAUGAGGGGCUGACUCCUGUCCAUGAACCAUCCUGGCAGCAGCCGGGGUGGCCACAGCAUGGAGCCGGCUGCCGAGCAGCAGCACAGGGACUGCACCAGCCUGUGCCGGGCCGUGCUCCAGCAGCCCAGCGGGGACACAGACCCACCCUUCCCUCUGCACAGUGACUCUCCUUCCCUGCUCCGUACAGGGCGACCUGAGGCCAGGGCCAUCGAGGCCCUAGUGAAAUAGUGCCGUAAUCCAAGGGGUAUUUUUUUUAUUAUUACUUUCUUUACUUUGGUAUAGGCUGGGGUGUUCUUUUUAUUUUAACUCUUCUUAGUGUCCUGUUUUGAAGGAGCCUGUCAUGUCAACUCAACUCCAGAGACCCAUAACACAACAGGCAGGGGAAAGGGGAGGGAGGGAAAGGGGGGACUCUGGUCCAUCCUUGCUGCAUAGUCCCACAUCCCACCAUCGGCCUGGCCUGGCCACACACAUAUUGUUGCCUACAACUCUAGUUGCUGCAUUGAUUUUUGUAUUUUCAUUGCUGGGUUUUGUUUUCUUGCACUUACAGAGAAGGCAGGGCCAUUAGGCAUAUGGUACGUGAGGAGUGCAGUGUCUUAUCCACACAUGUCCGUAUAGUGUACGGUUCAAAUACUCUUUUGGGUAGAGACUUAUUUUUUGUUUGGAUUAAAUGUUAUACAAGAACCACAACUUAAAGGGACAUUUUGCCAUGAGCAUUUGAUUCUGGUGUAUCCUCCUCCAGUAAAGCAACUAUUAAUGGCUGCUUGAUCACUUUUCUUCUUGUGUGCACAGUUAAUUACAGGUAAAGACUUAUUUUUUGAUUCAUAA
Messenger RNA from Strigops habroptila (Kakapo), 4166 nucleotides. RefSeq names its product netrin G2 (gene NTNG2). Bases 1158 to 3182 code for a protein of 674 amino acids. The record is from RefSeq and is a predicted model, not a curated record. The transcript is spliced from 13 exons. Lineage: Eukaryota; Metazoa; Chordata; Aves; Psittaciformes; Psittacidae.